Lolium rigidum is the source of this 1231-nucleotide messenger RNA. Its product is annotated as putative RNA-binding protein YlmH. The coding region runs from base 62 to 979 and encodes 305 amino acids. Gene Ontology annotation, molecular function: RNA binding. The transcript is spliced from 11 exons. Lineage: Eukaryota; Viridiplantae; Streptophyta; Magnoliopsida; Poales; Poaceae. The record is from RefSeq and is a predicted model, not a curated record.
CACGCUUCAGUCACAGAAAGAAAAGGGGAAGAACAGGCGGCUUGGCCGGCACUGAGAAAGGAUGGCGGCGGCCGUCGCGUUGGCGAGGCCUCUCCGGCGACUCCCCCACUUCCCUUCCCGGCGCCGUGCUGUCUCCACACCGCUCCACUUCUUCGCGCGAGGGCAGUGUGGCGUGGCCCUCGCCGUCGCGGCGGCCGCGGUGGGCGAUUCAUCCGCUAAGGGGAGCGUGCACAGGCAUGUAAUCGAGGAAGUCAUGGACAUUCUGGAUAUGGCACAAAUGGCUUCCCAACGAAGAGAUGUCUUCCACACCAGUUUUCUUACUCCGCCUAUCAUAAAGGAGGCUAUGCUGGCAAUCGAGAAGUUAGCUGAUAUCAAAGCAGUAGCUCAGGGGGGUUAUCCACAGGCUGAGCGGUGCCGAAUUUCAGUUGGACAUCCAGACGCUAUGAGAAGUAACCCAGAUGUAGUUGCUGCUUUGAGCAUAUCCGGAAACUUCCGAUUGGAACCCUGUUCUCAUGGUGACUUUCUUGGUGCUAUUCUUGGGGCAGGAAUAACAAGGGAGAAAGUUGGAGAUAUACUUUUGCAGGGCGAAAGAGGUGCUCAGGUCAUUGUUGAUCCAGAACUUGUUGAUUAUCUGACUUCCACACUAGAAAAGGUGGGGAAAGUUGGUAUUUCAUGCACCCAGAUUCCAUUGCUUGCUAUAGAGUAUGAGCCACCAAGGACCAAAUCUUCUAAAACUGUAGAAUCAUCACUUCGGGUUGAUGCUGUGGCCAGUGCAGGAUUUAAAAUCUCACGCACAAAGCUUGGUAGCAUGAUGAGUUCUGGAGAUGUCCGUGUGAAUUGGUCAGUGGUUACGAAAAGUGGAGCUACCCUCAAAGCUGGAGAUGUUGUUUCUGUCAGUGGGUUGGGGAGAUUGAAGAUUGGAGAAAUCGAGACUACGAAGAGAGGCAAAUAUGUAGUUCAGCUGAUUCAAUAUCUGUAGGUCCAUGAACAAUCAACUGUUCGCUCAACAAUACCUGUCUCAGAUGAAUGGGUUCAACAAUUCCAUAGAAACUUGUCAAUAUAGAUUUAGGGCGUCUUAUAUUGCUGAGUCAUCACUGAGGCAGUACAAAAGGGCAUAUGAUAUGAUGGAAAUAACAAUUUACUUAUGAUAUCAUUUACUUAUGGUGUGCUUGCUUAACAUAUUUGGGAUCCUGAACUCUUUACUCUAUGCUUCACUAUCAGAGUUCGUGAA